AUGUAUGCAGAAUUUAAGGAGCAACACUGUUUAUCUAAACAAGUUACUUCAUUAACAUCCAAAUCAGUUUCUAUGACUAAUCAAAAUGAAAAGCAAGCUUACCAUAAAGGAUUUAUCAAAUCUCAAUUUCCAAUUUUAAGUGAAAUGACCCAAAAAUUUCUUGCAAUUCCUGCAACAAGCACACCAAGUGAGUGCUUAUUUUCAGAUGCAGGAAAUGUUAUGAGUGUGAAAAGAACAUUAUUAAAGCCAAAGUUAUUUGACAGAAUGGUAUUUCUAAAACGUAAUAUGAAGGAAAUCGAUUUUAUUAUUCCUGAUGUCUAG
Messenger RNA from Cetraspora pellucida, 321 nucleotides. NCBI's taxonomy places the organism in Eukaryota, Fungi, Glomeromycota, Glomeromycetes, Diversisporales, Gigasporaceae. The record is from the annotation of a GenBank genome assembly.